Messenger RNA from Rhagoletis pomonella (apple maggot), 3877 nucleotides. RefSeq names its product FACT complex subunit spt16-like. Gene Ontology annotation, biological process: positive regulation of transcription elongation by RNA polymerase II; transcription elongation by RNA polymerase II. Gene Ontology annotation, molecular function: nucleosome binding. The record is from RefSeq and is a predicted model, not a curated record. NCBI's taxonomy places the organism in Eukaryota, Metazoa, Arthropoda, Insecta, Diptera, Tephritidae. Gene Ontology annotation, cellular component: FACT complex.
GUGUCAUCACUAAGUUGGUGUGCGUCGUUUGAUGGUCGCGAAUUGUCUGGAGGAAUUUUUGCAUUUCACCGGCAUUGUUGCAGAAAUUGAACUGUGAAUUCAGUGUUAAAAUCGGGAAAAAGUACAUCUGUUUUGUGUGUGGAUAAUAAAUUGAGAACUUAGCUGCGUCCUUUAAAGACGCAAUUUAACAUUUUUCUUUUGCGCACUGUGUUACAUACAUACCUACAACUCAUUCUAUCAAACAAGCGUGUUGGUUGCAGUUAGCAAGCCGUAGGAUCAGCAGCUGCAAAAAUGUCUAAUUACGCUUUGGACAAAAAUACGUUUUUGCGCCGGAUAAAACGAUUGUAUUCAGAAUGGCGGGAACCAGCCAUUGCCCAUGAUGAUACAUUAAAAAAGGUGGACUGCAUCAUGUGUGUUGUAGGCGUGGAUGAGGACAUAGUCUAUUCCAAGUCGCGGGCGCUUGAGAUAUGGCUUCUUGGCUAUGAACUCACUGAUACCAUAUCCAUAUUUGCUAAAGAUACAGUCUAUUUCCUGGCCAGCAAGAAGAAAAUCGAAUUUCUUAAACAGAUUGAAAAUGUCAAGGAGGAAGGAGUACCCGAAAUAAAACUAUUGCUGCGCGAUAGGAACGAUAAAGAUAAGGCCAACUUUGACAAAUUAAAGGAAGUAAUAAAAUCAUCGAAAAAAGGCAAAACACUGGGUGUUUUUGCUAAAGAUGUAUCCACCAGUGAGUUCUGUGAUUCAUGGAAGGCAGCUUUGAAGGGUGAGAGUUUCGAAAAUUUAGAUGUUGGUGCAGCGUUGGCGUACAUCAUGUGCCCGAAAGACGAACCGGAGAUUAACAAUAUACGAAAAGCAUCUUUGGUAUCUGUAGAUCUAUUUAACAAGUACCUUAAAGAUGAGAUUAUGGAUAUAAUUGACUCGGAUAAGAAAAUCAAACACGCUAAAUUGUCAGACGGUGUUGAAUCGGCACUCACCGAUAAGAAAUAUGUUUCCGGUGUUGACACCUCGGUUUUAGAAAUGUGUUACACCCCAAUAAUACAAUCUGGUGGAUCUUAUAGCCUGAAAUUUUCUGCGUUGAGCGAUAAAAACUAUUUGCAUUUCGGCGCUAUUGUUUGUUCGUUGGGCGCACGUUACAAAUUUUACUGCUCAAAUAUAUCGCGCACAUUUUUAGUAAAUCCCACCGACACAAUGCAAGAAAACUACAACUUUCUGGUAAAUGUACAGGAGGAAAUUUUAAAAUUACUAAAACCCGGCGCUAAGCUGAAUGAAAUUUACGACACCACCGUAGAAUAUAUAAAGAAAGAGAAACCCAAACUGUACGAUAACUUUACCAAGACUUUCGGCUUUGCCAUGGGCAUUGAAUUUCGAGAGAACUCGAUUGUAAUAGGUCCGAAAUGUCAUGCUGAAGUGAAAAAGAAUAUGGUAUUCAAUGUGAACGUAGGCAUCGCAAAUCUCACUAAUUCUGAUGCAUCAGAGAAGGAGGGCAAAACAUAUGCGCUGUUUAUUGGUGACACUGUGCUGGUUGGAGACUCUUCUCCAGCUAAUAUAAUGACACCUUCGAAGAAGAAAAUAAAAAAUAUCGGCAUUUUUAUUAAGGACGAUAGUGAUGAAGAGGAUGGCGAUGAGAAGGAGGAAGUGAAAGAAGAUAAGGGCUCCGAAAUAUUGGGGCGUAGCAAACGUAAUGCUGUACUUGAAAAUAAGUUGCGUACAGAGACUAAUACCGAGGAAAAACGCAAACAGCAUCAAAAAGAAUUAGCACAGCUUUUGAAUGAGAAAGCACGCGAGCGUCUAGCUAAACAGGGAGAAUCGAAGGAAGUCGAAAAGGUGCGUAAAAAUACUGUCUCGUAUAAAUCUGUCAGCCAAAUGCCACGUGAACCAGAGGUAAAGGAGUUGAAGUUAUACGUGGACAAAAAGUACGAGACCGUAAUUUUGCCGGUAUUUGGCAUACCAGUACCCUUCCACAUUUCUACGAUCAAAAAUAUUUCACAAUCUGUAGAAGGCGAAUACACCUACCUACGUAUUAACUUCUUUCAUCCCGGUGCCACUAUGGGACGCAACGAAGGUGGUCUAUACCCACAACCAGAGGCGACAUUCCUCAAGGAAGUCACCUAUCGUUCCUCAAAUGUGAAAGAGCACGGCGAAAUCUCUGCACCUUCGUCCAAUCUUAACAACAUUUUCCGUCUGAUUAAAGAAGUACAGAAGCGUUUCAAGACGCGUGAAGCAGAAGAACGCGAAAAGGAAGAUCUUGUCAAGCAGGAUACACUCAUAUUAUCGCAGAAUAAGGGUAAUCCUAAACUCAAAGAUUUAUAUAUACGCCCGAACAUUGUAACAAAACGUAUGACGGGCAGUUUAGAGGCACAUACGAACGGCUUUCGCUAUAUAUCUGUACGUGGCGAUAAGGUGGAUAUUCUCUAUAACAACAUCAAGAGUUCAUUCUUUCAACCAUGUGAUGGUGAAAUGAUUAUUUUGUUGCACUUCCACCUGAAACAUGCCAUUAUGUUUGGCAAGAAGAAGCAUGUUGAUGUUCAAUUCUACACAGAAGUAGGCGAGAUCACCACGGAUUUAGGCAAACAUCAGCAUAUGCACGACCGUGAUGAUUUGGCCGCUGAGCAGGCUGAACGUGAGUUGCGUCAUAAAUUGAAAACGGCAUUCAAGAGCUUCUGCGAGAAAGUGGAGUCGAUGACUAAGCAACAAGUAGAAUUCGACACGCCAUUCCGCGAGUUGGGUUUCCCAGGCGCACCAUUCCGUAGCACAGUUACGUUGCAGCCAACUUCGGGCAGCUUGGUAAAUCUGACAGAAUGGCCGCCAUUUGUUAUAACUCUCGACGACGUCGAAUUGGUACACUUCGAACGUGUACAAUUCCAUUUGCGUAACUUCGACAUGAUUUUCGUUUUCAAGGACUAUCAGAAAAAGGUGGCAAUGGUCAACGCAAUUCCCAUGAAUUUGCUUGAUCACGUUAAGGAGUGGUUGAAUUCUUGUGAUAUCCGUUACUCGGAGGGUAUACAAUCUUUGAAUUGGGCAAAGAUUAUGAAAACAAUCACUGACGAUCCGGAGGGUUUCUUCGAGCAGGGUGGUUGGACAUUCUUGGAUGCUGAUUCGGGCAGUGAAGGGGAAAAUGAAGAAGAGGAAUCGGAAGAAGAUGAGGCAUAUGAGCCGACCGAUAUUGAGUCCUUGGAAGAAUCAGAGGAAGAUUCCGAAUACUCGGAGGCAUCUGAGGAUGAAAGUGAAGAUAGUGAAGAACUGGGCUCGGAUGAGGAAUCUGGAAAGGAUUGGUCCGAUUUAGAGCGCGAAGCUGCAGAAGAAGAUCGCAAUCAAGAGUACACCGACGACAAACCGAAUGGCAAAACUUAUGAUUCAAAGAAGCACUCGAAGAGUUCAAAACAUAGUCGCAGAGAUCGUGAAGUGCAGCUUCGUCAAAGUAAAAAGAAUAAAAGUACUGCCUCAACCUCAAAUUCGUCACAUUCAAAAUCUGCCAAGCAUGCCAGUUCGAGCGGGCAUAGCUCCAAGGAUAAACACCAUGAUCGCAGUCGUGACAAACACCAUUCCUCCUCAUCAUCACACAAAGACAAGAGCAAGGAUAAGAGCAAUCAUCACAGCAGCAGUAGCAGUAGCCACAAACGUUCACGCGAUGAUAGUCGAGACCAUGGUCACAAAUCGAAGAAAUCACGUCACUAAAGCAUUCAACCUACAGCUCCAUAGUAAAACGUCUACAGUAACAUAGCCCGGAAUGUUCACAUGAUAUUCGCACUUGUAGGAUUGCAUUGUAAUCGAGCGAAUGGAACAACGCAUACCACUACUCUUUGUUCAGAGUCCAUUGUCAGAUUAUUUUCCAUGUAUUGUUUGUAUCAAAAAAAAAAAUGAAGCAUCCUUUUAAUUCAAA